AACGUCUUCUUGCCGAAGCUGAGGUAAAGCAUUAGCACACCAAACGCCCAUAAACCCCUCGAAAACCCCUGAAACAUGGAUCAUAUUGCAGCAGCGGAGGAGCGGAUUGUUUCAGACCGACUCAGGCGUAAGCUCAGCGAGGUCAACGCUGCCGCUGAAGCUCACCUCUCUGGUAUUCAGGAUCAUGUCAAUUUCACUCUUCAGCAAGCGUAUUUCAAAUGCGCUCAUGAGUGCUUCGACAGGAGGAGGAAACAGGAAGAGAUUAGCAACUGUGUGGAAAAUUGUAGCGUUCCAGUUGUUAGUGCACAGCAACGAGUCGAGAAUGAGAUGGGCAAGUUUCAAGAAAGGUUGAAUAGGUCCUUAAUGGUGUGCCAAGAUAAGUUUGAGGCAGCCAAGCUCCAACAAAUUAGGACUGACGCCACGAAAGAUUUGGAGGCUUGUGUCGGGCGAUCGAUUGACGAAAGCAUCAACACACUGCCACAUUUGGUGACGAGACUGAAGUCUUCGCUUGCCAUCACUGACUGAAUUGAAGCAAUCUUUUAAAAUGGUGUAUGUUCUGCUUCAUACCAUACCGCUGUUUCAUUAGUUCACAACCUGAUGUUCUUUGAGGUCUGAAGAGAGAUAACAAUCAGACCUGCAAAAUUUUCCCCCAUUUUACGUAAACUUGAGAUGUUUGGCUUUUCGUUGUUUAAAAGAGGGAGAAACAAGUCCAAGA
Molecule: messenger RNA, 715 nt
Organism: Rhodamnia argentea
Lineage: Eukaryota; Viridiplantae; Streptophyta; Magnoliopsida; Myrtales; Myrtaceae
Product: protein FAM136A-like
Exons: 3
Coding region: 76-525 (149 amino acids)
Cellular component (GO): cytoplasm
Source: RefSeq, a predicted model, not a curated record